AUGUCAACAUUUAUUUUAUUUAUUAUUUCUUGUUCGUAUUUUGGUUGUGUCCAUGUUGCCAUAGCAACCGGGUCCACUACAGUCAGCGACUGAUCACGGCAUGUGAUGCUAGCUGCUUCAUCAAACAAGUCAUAACACAUAUGGAUAUUAUAUCGAUCAACAGUUAUUGAUUGCUAGUGGUCGGCUCAGAGUGAAGGAGCUUCAACUGGAAACUGUGGAGGAUUUAUUCAUCCUCCAGUGUCUCUUCAGUUUUGUGUUCGUGUGCUGACUCCUCCAGCAGAGGGCGCUGUUAGCUUAGCUUUAGCUCUCCUCCUCAGGAAUCUGCACUCGAGAGCUUGCAGCAGCAGAGCAGUCAUCACCUGACCUUCAGCUUCAGUCCAGGUGAGUUCUCCAGCAGCUCCAACAUGGCGUCUGAUGCAUCUCCUCCAGGUGAUGACGAGGUGAAGGUGAGGAGGAGGAGGAGGAGGGAGGUUCAGGCUGUGGACAUAGAGGAGUUAACGUCUACUGGUCACAGAGCUCUACAGGAGGGACAGACUGGGUGCGCUCUGAGCUGCUUCAGCGGUGCACUGAAAGCUGCACGACAGCUGCAGGACUCUCGGGUCCUCCGGGCCUGUUCCUUUAACCUCGGUGCAGCCUUCGUGGAGACGGGCCGUCCUCAGAAAGGUCUGGACUUCCUGCGUCGGGCCCAGCCUGGACCGAAGGCCAACCGGCUACCGGACCUCCAGUUCAACCUAGCCCUGGCCCACAAUGCACUGGGGCAGAGCCGAGAGGCCGCCGCAUCCUUCCUGCAGGCUGCUCAGCUGUACAGAUCGCAGGGAGACGGAGGCAGCGAGGGCGACGCCUGCAUAGAGAUGAGUCGCUGCUACAGCAGAGAACAGGACUGGUCUCUGGCAGUUCAGGGUUUCCUGCGGGCUGCUGAGAGUUACAAAGUGGCGACCAUGUUGGAUUCUGCAGCCGGUGCGCUCAAAGAGGCAGGAAGUCACAUGAUCCAGUCAGAUCAGUUCAGCCAUGAUGACACCAUGGCUGUACUGACAGAGUGUCUGAGUUUGACGGACAGGAUCACAGACCCGAGAAUUCUGGGUGAGUUGUACCUGUCGGUGGGCGUGUCUUACUGCCAGCUGAGAUGUUUCCAGGAGGCGGUGCCAUGUUUCCAGCAGGCUCUGGAGCCGUUGGCUCAGCAGCCCCCCCUGCUGGCUCAAGUGCUGCAAAACCUGGGAGCUGCUCUGAACUCUGUGGGCCGGUUCAAAUCCGCUGUAGGCUACCACAGGCUGGCUGCUCGACUCUACGGCUCUCUGGGUUGCCGUGGUGACCAGGCUCGGUGUUUCAGUAACCUUGCGUUUGCCUUCAGUCAGCUGGGUGAUGAAGAGGAGGCAGCAGAAAGCUUCAUCAUCGCUUUGCAGGGAUUCAGAGACACCGAGGACUACCUGGCUCAGGUUCAGGUGUGUGAGUUGUUAGCUGAGUGUUACCUGAAGCAGAGGAAGCAGCAUAAAGCCAUUGAGCUCUACAAACAGGCUCUGACUGCUCUGUCUCACUGCCAGGACAGUUCUGGUUCAGUUGGAGAUCGUCUGGUGGAGUGUCUGACUGUGGCUCUCCAGCAGAGUAGGCCACGCCUCUUCAGACCAUGUCCUCCAAGACCACACCCACACAGCCAACCUGCAACCAGGAUGAGUGACAUCACACAGGGUCCAGGCAGAGCAUCCAACCAGCAACCAGACAAUCAGAGGGGGGAGGAGCAAGAAUCAGAGCAGGUGGCAGCAGGUAAACAGGAGGCAGCAGAGCAUGCCAUGUCAGGAGGGGGCGGAGCCGAUGAGACGCAUGACUACAUGAGCAUGGCACCUGGACAGCACAGUUCACACCUGUCUCACCAGUCACACCUGUCAGAGCGGCAGCAGCACCGUGACAGGUGGUCGGACAGAGUGAACCCUCACACUGACAGUGAAACCGCAUUGGUCCAGGAGGCAGAGGCUCCACCCACCACACCAGAUGACAUCAGAGAGACUCCACCUGCAGCCAGUUGGAGGUCUCGGUUCUGUUCACUGAUGUAGAUUCACCUGCUGAUCUUGUUAUUGAUCAUGUAUUGAUAGUACACUGAUCAUCAGUAAACAUACAUCACACAUUU
This is a messenger RNA of Acanthopagrus latus (yellowfin seabream), 2119 nucleotides long. RefSeq names its product tetratricopeptide repeat protein 24. The transcript has 15 exons. Gene Ontology annotation, molecular function: protein binding. The record is from RefSeq and is a predicted model, not a curated record. Bases 405 to 2045 code for a protein of 546 amino acids. NCBI's taxonomy places the organism in Eukaryota, Metazoa, Chordata, Actinopteri, Spariformes, Sparidae.